This is a messenger RNA of Patiria miniata (bat star), 2125 nucleotides long. RefSeq lists its product as uncharacterized. The coding region runs from base 179 to 1372 and encodes 397 amino acids. The transcript is spliced from 8 exons. Lineage: Eukaryota; Metazoa; Echinodermata; Asteroidea; Valvatida; Asterinidae. The record is from RefSeq and is a predicted model, not a curated record.
AGUUUGUUUGCGUCCUUAUGACGGAUGACUGAAAUGACUGGAAUAUUACCGUAAUCGAGUUUCCUCUUUCGAGAUUUCUUCUGGCUAUAUAAAAAAAAAAACAACUGGGAUCACUUCACUUCUUAUUCCCAAAACCAUCUGUAAACAUCUGAGUUUCAGAGAAGUGACUGUUGUAGUUAUGUACUUUUUGAGCGUGUUUCUCUUGGCGGUGUUUACCGUGUGCCGCGGGGACAUCCCGACCGUCAGUGAGCUCGAUCUCAAGGCGUACGUUGGCCGCUGGUAUCAGCCCUAUCAAAACAGAUGGACAAAGAUCACCAAUUUUGAUCUGGAUUCUGUAUGCACUACAGCAGAUUACAAAAUCAUCAACCAGACGUUCGUCUCGGUGUACAACGCCGGUCGGGAGGGCUGGCCGGAAGGGAAGCGACGUGACAUUGCCGGCUUCGCCUACAUCCCAGACCCGUCCAAACCAGGGAGACUGAAGGUAGUGCUGGAGGGAGUACCGGCUGCUGGCGAUUAUCUCAUCAUCAAGAUUGGUCCCAUCAUCGACGGCCAGUACCAGUACGCCGUGGUCACCAGCAGCGGUGACCGCGCCCUCUACGUCUUGGCCAGGAAUCCCAUCUCCUUUCUUGACAAGUACGCCGAGGAAGUCUUGAAGUUCCUAGACGAAAACGGGUACCAGGGAUUCCUGAAGAAGCCGCAGCCACUGCUGCAGGCUACCAACUGCGGCUAUCCGGAGACGAGAGAAAUCAUGGACGUGCUCUUUGCAGCGGUGCUGGCCUUGUGCCUGGCGGGGCCAAGUCUCGCAGCUCCCGGCUACGCGUCCCCUCCAAAGACGGUUGGCGAGCUGGACCUCAACAGCUACCUCGGAAGAUGGUAUCAAAUGUUUGCAGAUCUGGUAGUGGAUUCGACAUUUGAGAGAAAUGCCUAUUGCGUCACUGCCGACUAUGCUCUGAACCCUAACAAGACCAUCUCCGUCUACAACGCGAACACGGUAGGCAGUCCUACCGGAGCAAGGAAUGCCAUCAAGGGGUACGCCUACGUACCCGACCCCAGUCAGCCAGGCCAACUCUUGGUCAAAUUCCCGGUCACUCCCGUCGCCGGCUCGUACUGGGUAGUCCAGUUAGGUCCCAAGGAGACAACAUGGCGCGACUCGGACCCCCAGUACCAGUACUCCAUCGUGACCGACUCCCUGCGUGCCACGCUCUUCGUUCUGGCCAGGGACCCCGAUGACUUCCGGUCUCGGUUCCAGGCCGACGUGCUCCAAUGGCUCAAGUCCAAUCAGUUCGAUCAUUUCUACAACAAGCCUGUCGAGACGGUGCAGACGGACGACUGCAAGUAUCCGCCAAUGGGCGGUAAAAAAGACAAACUGUAGUGUAAUGGGGAAGGAUGUGGUACUUCAGUCAAGGGGAAAAUGUUUUGGGUUAGAAACUCUUUUAAGAAGGGAAGGCAAGACUGUAUAGGAUGGAAUUAAGCGUUACUUACUGGAAGGCGCUAGCAAACGAAUUUAAAUUAGUAUUGUAGUCUUGAAAGACAUGAAAAAUAUUUCAAUGGGACAUGUACAUGUUAUUUACCUAUGUUUGAAUCAGGAACUUGAGACAUAUGAAUUUGUUUUACUCAGAAAUUUCAGAGUCAUUAAAAAAAAGAUAGGCAUAAAAAGUACCCUUGUGGGACGUUUCCAGUAUCUGUUCUGUUUGCAGGCUUGCCAACCAUGGAGAUGAUGACGAUAGAGGGCGCUGUUUUAAAAAUAUGAUGUUUCAUUCAUGUAAUUAUGUGCCUAAUAUUGUAAAUGUGGCAUGUAAAUGAAAGGGAAAUUAAUUGGUCAUUUUGAUUAUCAGGUACUUCAAAUUUUUAAUGAUUUGCAAUUUCGUUUUGUCCAGCACACUGUAAAUACUUCAUUCUGAAGAUACUUUUUUUGCAAAAGUAAAUUUAACAGGUUUUGUAAAUUUCAAUGUUUCAAAUUUCAAACUGUUAAAUUAUACCCAACAGAUUAUCAAUGAAUUGGAAUAUAAUUUUUGAGGAAGGCCUUUUAAAAGUGAAAUCAAUUGGAAAACAGCUUUGUGAACUUUUGACCACCAUACACCAUUUUAUUCUACCAAUUCAUAAUAAAUAUCUGUAUUUUAAAAAA